AUGAAAAUUGUUUGUAAUAUUUACGUGGGAUAUCGCAGUCUGCCGAAUAAAUUAGCUGCUAGAGGAAGAAAAUAUGUAAAAUCCACUUUGGCUCUCUGCAAACAUCCUAAAUCUGGAGAAUUUUGCAUGAUUUUGUUUACUAGUCAAAAUCAAAAUGGUACAAAAUAUGCUAUAAAAGAUAAUAUCAAGCAGGUUUUAACCAAAUUUGUCAAUGAAGGAAAAUGUACAGUUCAGUUUGUAUCACCAGAACAUGACUUGUUUAUAGAUUCUGAUCCUGUACAGUUGAAAGCAUUUUUACAUUUGUUAAGAAGAGCAUUAGAAAACAAAAUUUCGAAUAAGGAAUUAACGACGUCGAGCAUUGGAGUUACAGGAGUAAAGUUAAAAGAUAUGCCAUCUAAGACAUUGUCUAUACAAAAAAGAUCAGAUUAUCCAAGUAAGGGUUUUCCAAGAACUUUAGAAGAAUUACAUAUAAAUGGUAUAGAUAGAUGUGGUGUUGAUAUAGGAAUUUUUAAUUUAGUAAGACUGAAAGUUCUAGAUUUGAGCAAUAACUUAAUUGAAACCAUUCCCAAAGAAUUGAACACUCUACCUAAUUUAAGGGAAUUUAAUAUAUCCUGUAAUUUACUUUUUAAAGAAAAAAGUUGGAAUUGGCUUGGAGGGAAUCUUUCAAAAUCACUUCAAAUUUUAAAUCUAAGUCACAAUAAACUUGAGUAUGUGCCUAGACAAAUAUCUCAUUUAAGUCAACUUGAUACUCUCAACUUAAAUAACAAUUGCUUGAAAAAAUUAAUACCGGGUAUUGGUAAAUUAAGGAAUUUAAAAAUAUUCAAUGCCAGUAAUAAUGAGCUUAGUACCUUACCCGGCAAUGUAAAAAGUUUAUCAUUAAAAUCAAUAGAUCUAUCACAUAACAAUUUUCAACAGAACAUUCCUACUAGAUCAGUAAGUUCAAGUGAACCAUUGCCAGUGUGUACAUUAAAGGAAUAUGCUGGACGAAAAGUUCUAGGAGCCAGAAUACCAUAUCCACCAGGAACUCUUCCCUGGACUGUUAUUGCCUACUUAGAUAGUGCCAAUUUUUGUAUGUGUGGAAGGGCAUGCUUGGACAGAUUUAUAAAGACUGCUCAUAAUUUGAUGCUGACCAGUAUUGCAGAAAGUGUUAGUACUUCUGUUGGUGAGAAAAUGUAUGUUCCAGUUGAUUCAUAUUUUUGUUCCGUAAAGUGUUAUACAAGUGCUUUCAGAGCAAGAACAAGAAACCCAAUUAUUAGGUAG
Messenger RNA from Diabrotica balteata, 1260 nucleotides. NCBI's taxonomy places the organism in Eukaryota, Metazoa, Arthropoda, Insecta, Coleoptera, Chrysomelidae. The record is from the annotation of a GenBank genome assembly.